AUGAGCACCAUCAUCAGAGGCACCUACUGGCAGCAGCAGAACAUUCUUCCCAGUGACCUCCUACAAGAGAAGAGCUUUUUAGCAAUGUUGGCAUUAUUCAAGACAACCUUUAUAGGUCUGGGAUCAGAGGCCUCACAAUCUAAUUUGCCUAAUCGCAUGGUCAGAGUUAUGAAGUACAAGGACAAAUUAGAUAAAGAUAUUCAAUCAUGGUGGGAAGUGCCCAGUAUUGCCCAUUUUUGUUCUUUGUUCAGAGCAGCUUUCAAUCUUCUAGAUUUUGACAUCGAGGAAUUAGAGGAGGCUUUGCUAACAGAUGGAACUGAAGAUUCUGGCAGCUCUUUGUUGCAGGAGUUAAUUGUGAGAUUGUUAUGUGGCUGCUUGGGAAAUCAUGACAUUUCAACAUUCAACUAUCAAAUGUUCUUGCGACGGCUUUUUCGACAAAAGUGUCAGGAAUAUGGUCGUGACAACCCAUUUAACACAGAUAUGGACUUUCAGUUUUUACCAUUACGGACUAAAGUGGAAAUUCUCCAUGCUUUAUGUGACUUUCGUUUGGAUGCUGAUGAUGUUCAAGACCUCUUGAAGAACCUGGAAGCAGAUAGCCUUCGAGUAGAACCAUUAGGACACGAUGAAAAUCGUUCAGCGUAUUGGUAUUUUUAUGGUACAAGAUUAUAUAGAGAAGAUUAUCCAAGACCGGCUACAGAUCCAGGACCAUCAACAUCAGGAUCGUCAAAAAAGAAAACAAAGGAAAAACGCAGAAAAGGAAAAGAAGAGAAAAAACGCAAAAAACAUGGUAGACCGCCUUUGACACUGGAAAACGAAGAAAGAGGUACAGGAGUGUGGCAAGUGGUAUGCUUCACAGAAGAAGAUUGGGAUAAAAUUACAUUAGGGUUUAAAGACUCUAGAUCAAAAGCCGAGAAAGAAUUGUAUCAUACACUUUCUGAAGAUUUUCUUCCCGAGAUACCACGUUUAUUUGCCGAAAAGGAGCGUCUUCAAAGGAAAAGGUUGUUGGAGUAUCAACCUCGGCGCCAGUCAAGUAGACUAGAAAAAUUAAAACAACAGAAGGAAGAAGAAGAAAGCUUACAGAAAUCCAUUGAAAAGGAGGAGAAAGAACGGAAAGACCGUCGUAAACAAGAGCAAGAGAAGAAAGACAAAUUGCGACAAUCUCGAACUGUGAAAGAGAGUAGGGCAAGUCGUGCUCGUAUUAGAUCCCAGUCAAGAACCAAUUCAGAAUGUGGCAGUACUGGAAGUUUAGUGGAAUCUAUUUGUGAAAGCAGAUCUGGCCAAAGUACUGGGUUUGUUGGAAGACAGACAAACAAUUCCUUAUCAUCUGCAACUGGGCAAAUAGUCAUUCAAGGAUUGAGACGCAAACUUCGUAGUUCCCAAGUGAACAAAAAUUCAGUGAAAAAUGUUUUCCUGGAUAGUGUUUUGUGUUCUAAUUUCAGACAAACCGAAGAAGAUCUUCAAACCGGAAUGUACAAAAUACUUGAAUUCAUAAAAAACCAUGAGGAUGCUUGGCCUUUCUUGGAACCAGUUGAUGAACAGUAUGCACCACGAUAUUAUUCAAUCAUUAACAAACCUAUGGAUCUUCAGAGAAUGGAAGAUAAAUUAGAUGAAGGAGAAUACAUGACUUUUUCUGAAUUUAAGUCUGAUUUUCAACUUAUUGUGGACAACUGUCGAAAAUACAAUGGCACUGAUAAUGAAUACACAGAAAUGGUGGGGAAUCUCCAACAAGCAUUUCAAUCAGCAGUUGAUAGGUACUUGGAGUCAGAACCUUCUUCUGAUGAAGAAAUAGCAGUUGAAUUUAUAGACAAAGUACCAGACAAGCCUCCCAGUCAGCGGCCUCCGACAAGGAAGAAAAAAGAAAUUGUAACCGUUGAAGAAGAACCUUUGAGGAGUCCCAGUUUACCACCAAGCCUCCCAUCAUCUCCAUCCAGCGAUGAAGACGAAAAGCUCCCUGAUAUGGAAAAGGACUCGGAAGAAAAAUCUGAAGCUGCUGUAGAAGCUCCAGAUUCUGAUUCUAGCAGCACACGAGAUGAGGGAGAGUCAAAAGGCCUUCCUAAUCAUAAUGGUACAAAAAGAAAGAAGAAAACUGGUACUAAAACUGCUCCAGAUAUUGAAGCUUUGGAGUUGGCUACAGAGCAAACUUUGAAGGAUAUAAACAAAUGGUUGGAUGACACACCGCGGUAUUCUGAAUUUUCAUCUGCAAGCAAUUCCCCCUCUCAUUUUAUUAGUACAGAAGAGUAUGAAGCAGGAUCCAGAGUUGACGGUGAAUAUCGCCGAAAUCUUAAAAUGGAAAAACCCUCACGCUCCAAGGACUCCAAGGACAACUCAAAAAGGAGGUCAAGUAAGGAUCCAAAUAAGCAGAUGCGGCGGCGUGAAGUCCAACGUACAAUUGAGAGACUCCAGCCAGGCAAGAGUAAGGGGAAUUUGAUUACCAACAUUCAGAAUGCAGGGAAAGUAUCAGAAGAAGGACCCCCUGGGAAACCAAAGGAUACUCGUGGUAUUUUAUUCCCAGUUCCAGAUGAAGCUACUCCCAAAUUAAGUCUUGGGACAGUUUUAGGUACAGAUGUCUUAGGUUUUGGUGUAGGCCAAAGCAAGCACAAUUUUGAUGCAGAAACCAAAGAAGAAGUCAAAUCAGUAUUGGUACCUGAAGAACCACCAAAACCUGUUCUCGAUGUGAGACCAAAGACUCCUGAGUCUCCUUUGGAAUGUGAAAACACAGAAGAAAGUACUGAGAAAAAAGAGAAGGAAGAAAUAGAUGUGAAAACUGUUAAUAAAGAUUGCCGACAGGAGAAAGCUAUGCCUAAUUUAAGUGCUUGGUUUAAAGCUUUUGGGGCACCAAAAUCAACAUCUACCACAAAAAAGAGACCAGAAUCUCUUCAGGAUGGAGCAUCUAGUGAUAUCAUUAAUAUAGAAGAACGGAGAGAUGUUACUAGUAUUUUCGCCAUUGAAUCAACAACUGAUAAAAAUAUUCCUGCAGAAGUACAUUCAGUAAUUGUUCAUGAUGUUUCUCGACAACCUGUUGUAGUUGAUUCAAGAUUACAAGAAGCAGAUUCACGAUGUUCACUCCAACAGAAAGGAAAUGGAGAUGAUGUGUCAAGUCCUAUUCAAGUAAAUAGCAAUCAGCAAGGUACUCCACGUCAGAGAAAAGUUAGCACAGGAAGUACUGUUUCUGAACGAUCAUCUUUCAGCCAAGAUUUGAUGGAUCCGGUUGAUGGUUCUUCUCCAAGAUUGAGUUUAGAUGAGCGUCUGGGAAGUUACUCUGCACCUUAUCCAUCUCCAAUUCAUCAGUCACCUAUGGCAGCAUCUCCUGUUAUAUCAUCCCCAAGGUCCGAAGAAGGACCAAAAUUUGCUUCUUAUCCCCCAUUAAAUGGGACUAUUCGUGUUGGUUUUUAUCAAGAUACAUCAUUUUCACUACAGAAAAGCAGUCCUGAGAAGACAUGUAAUAGUAGCCAUAGUCCAAAAGAGCAAACACGUGGUGCAUUUCCUACCUACAGUCCUCGAAUGUACCCUCCUCAUGAUCCAGGAGGCUUCUUAACGUAUCAGAAUCACCUGUCAGGUCCGCCAACACCAACUUCAGAUGCUGCUUAUGAAAAUUCAUCAUAUUCAGGACCACUCAUGACAUACUAUGAUACAAGUAAACCAUUGACAGAUCAGUACAGAGCUGCAAGAACCCAGGAAUCUGAUGCGUAUUCUCCAAACAGCCCAACUUCUGCAGAAGUUGCUACUCCAGUGUCAACUUGUUCUAGUCCUCAGACCUCUGUAGAAGUAACUUCAACAAUUUCAACAGUAACAACAUUCGCAGGAACAGUAUCAACUUCUGUAAUAGCAACCACAGCUACUGCAGCAGCAGCAGCUGCAGCUGCAGCUGCAGCUGCAGCUGCAAGUGCAGCUACAGCAGCAGCAGGAGGAGGCGCAGCAGCGACACCAUCUACAACCUCUUCACAAAAAUCAUCAGUGAACAUUUUUCCUGUGAAGAAACGACUUUACAGUGAAAUAGAAUUGGGCAGUUCUUCACAACCAUCUAAUAGAUAUCAAUCACCGUCAAUUGUCCCCCAACUCUCGCCCCCUCCAGCACAUUCACAGAGCGCAACUCGAGUGCUCCCUCCAGAAAAUUUAAUUAUUAUUGAUAAUGCACAUCACAACAGAUCUGUUUGUUCUCCACUUGAAGUUUCUGAUAAAAUUGUAGUACCUGCAUGCGAAAAGAUAUACCAUGCAAGAAAAUCUGCUAUAAGCGAACCUGUAAUAAAAAAAUCAGAACAUUCUGUGCAUAUGUCAAAGAAACAUCAGAGCUUCAGAACAUUGCAGACCAACACAAAUAGCUCUCUUGAAAAUGCAGACAGGCUCCAACAGUCGUCUCCAGAGAUUCUUAUAGAAUAUUCAAAGUGUAACCCAUCUGUCCUGCCCAGUCCAUCACCUUUAAAGGAGUCAGUAGCACAAACACCACAGAUCCAAUUUGUGCCUCGGCAAAGUUCUGGAAAAAAACACAGCACAUUGGAGAACUCUGAUAAUCUCUCUUCUCCUAAUGAUGAAGGCUUAAAGCCUGUAAGAAUUCAACACACUUCUGUGCCUGUUAUUACAUCUGCACACAUUGUUAAUCAUCAGUCACGCCAAGAGUACUCGGCAAAAUUGGAAGGGCAACAAGUCACAGAGAAAUCUCAGCCAAUUGCAUCUGCAUCUGACAUUGUACAGUCUGUGACGGAACCGUGUGUUGAAAGCUUACGCCCUGGAAGAUUACAUGCAACAAGUAUUACUUCUACAAGUCCUAGCUCUGUACCUGAACGAUUAAAAUCAAAUACAAAUGCACCCUUACAUGGAAAUGACAUAAGUUACCACAGAGGACCAUUCUCACCAGUACCACCAACUUCUAUAGGAAUGGAACAUUUGGCUUUGCAUGGAAAUUUGAGCAAUUUGUCACAUGUAAUUGAUAGAUAUCCAGCUAGUGAAAGAUUACUUCCUGGAUUGGCAUCUCCAUCUUCACCAUUUUUUGGAGAAAAAGGACUGAAUUCUCAAUACGUAUUCAGACCUGCUGUUCCAAACACAUUACAACCUUCGGUAUCUUCAUCAUCAUCUUCAACAUCAGCAGCAUCACCAUCAUCUGCUAUGGCUCUUUUGACACAACCAUCACCUCCUGUUAUGACUAUAGCAUAUAAUCAUGAAAGUCAGAUAUCACCAUCAUCCAUUCCUUUUAACAGAUCUGUGGCCGAAUUACCGUCAGUAUUACCAAACAAAGUAUCUAAUAUUCAAGCUCCAUACAGUAGAACAGUUCAAGAUCUUUCUACUAUUCUUCCUGCAAAGAGUUCCUCUCCAAUCAGUUCCACAUCACCAUUUAAUAGGAGUAUGUCUGAAUUAGCAACUAUUCAUUCAACAAAAGCAUCAACUCUUAAUGCCCAGGCAGCUUACAGAUCUGUUAAUGAGUUAUCAUCAGUACUACCAACCAAAGUGGCAACUCCGGUAGAUCUUAAAUCAUACAAUCAGUCAGUGGCAGAUUUAUCCACAACAUUACCUAACAAAGUUGCUGUUUCACCGACAAUUGGUGUUCCUACAUCUUACAGUCGAUCAUCUGAUUAUACCCACUUGACUAGUAAAACUUCAGAUCCUCAGCCAACUCCAAAACCAUCACGCAAACGUAAAAGCAAGCAAACUGCAGUGAUUAACAAUGAAGUUCCUGUAGUCACUACUGCACCAACUUCAACUGCUUUCCAACAGUACAUAGGCUUGAGCACAAGUCCUAAUGCAUCAGAGCCAUCGGCUAUUGCCCUGAAGACAGCUACUGUUUUAACUGGAAGUGCCUUUAAUUUUGGCUCUGCUCAUUCAGGAUUGGGAUUAUAUAGUACUGAGAAAGAUGGCUAUCCGGCUUAUCUUGAAGAUUAUCGGACAGCUCCAUCAAGUUACUACAUACCUGCUCCAGACCCAAAUCAUGACAAAAUCAAUCCAAAUUCUCAUCCAUCUGCUCCUACCCCAUCUUUACCAUUUCCUUUCUCAAGUCAUUCCCGCCCUCCUUAUGCACUUGCCCAAGCAUUUAUAAAUCAUCAGACAGGAUUAGUAGAUCCUUCUGGCUCUGCACCACCUUUGUAUCAACAGUAUCUUCAUCGGCAUCCUGAGGAACUGCUGCGUCAUUCGGGAACACCAAUGGUAUUACAUCAAGGACUCUUGGCACCUCCUGCAAGUUAUUCUCCUGGGUACCACCCUGCACUUGGUAUUCGACAGCCUUAUGAUACCUUAAACCGGCCUACAUGGCUUUGAUAUGUUGAGGAUUCAUUAGGUUGAGGGAGUAUCUUUGUCCAUACUUCACAGUAUACUAUUGUUUUCUGAGUUGCUAUACCAAAGAUUACAUUACUACAAUUCUGUGUUUUCUAGAAUAGUUAAGUUUGUUUGUACUGGAACCAAGCUGCUUGCCGAGUAGAAAAAGCCAGCUUAAUUUGCUGUGAAAUUCAAAAAAUGAUAGUUGAAUUAUUUUGUCACAAUAAUCAGAAGACAUUUACAGUUUGCAGCUAUUUAAGAAUUUACUUGUGUGAACUGGAUAAUUAAUGGUUGCAGCUUUGAAUGUGAUUUCACCUAUUACUACUCCUAAGCUUUAAAAUUUGUGUGCAUGAUCACACUAUUUUAGCCUGAUUCGUAUUGACUGCUUUUAAGUGGUUCUAUUUUUGUAAUAAUUAUUAUAGUUUGAAAAAAUUCAUUCUGAAAAAGGGUUUUGGAUAGUAUUAUUGAUGCUCGGCAAUCAGUAACUUUUUUCAGAUUCGGGAACUAUGUAUAACUGUAUAAAUGGUUUUUGGUAUUUGUUCUUAUGACUGCAUCCAUCCCUAGUAUCCCAAAUCAUGUGAUUAAGCUUUCUCAGUGUACAAUGUGUGCAAUUGUUUGUGGUAUUGUUUUAAGCAGUGUUAUCAUGUUCUAUAUUUCAGCACUGUUUGCAAUGCUGAGAACUUAUCCUCCUUUUUGUUUUCUAAAAUUUUUCAAGCUUAUAUUAGAGUGAUAUAGUUGUUUUAAAACAAAAAAUUGAGAUUGAACUUAAAAUUAUGUUCAUCUUAAAUUGAAAAUAUGGCAUUGGAAGGGUUUGCAAUGUGUUGCAAAAAAUUACCUUCGGUAAAUUAAAGUUUUUAAUUAGAAUUUUACCUUUUUUAAGCCAGAGUGAUGAUAAUCCAGAACUGAUAAAAGCAGUCCUAAAUGCAAGUUUUAUCUCAAACGUGUGAAAGAAGGAUUUGUGCCAAUUCAAAUAUAUUUUUAUGUUUAUUUGCAAAUUCCACUUAGUUUAGUUUCUAGCUUUCGAUUGUUAGAAGAAAGCUAGCAACAUCUUUUAACCUCAGCAUCGGUAAGAAAUUUAUUUAUGGUUUUAAAUGAACAGAGUGAGAGGAUUUAUAGGAGUAGUGAAGAUUCCCACAAGAAAUGAAAACUCAAAUUCUUAAUAUGAUUUUUGUAUUUUGUGAAUGAUCUGAGAGAUGGUUGUCAUCUUGCAUUCAAGAGGAAAUUUGAUAUUUUUCAAAACUCUGGUCAGUGAAAUUUUUGUUUCUUACAAUUUUCUUUUCUCUCUCUUUGUAAAUACAAAAUUUAAAUUGUUGAUAAAUGAAUGUUCCCAUAUGUAUUUUGUACUGUACUAUUUCUUGAUGAUAUUCAUAAGUGGAAAACUUGAGAGAAUGAAUGUAUAGCGUUCUAAGCCAAUGUGGCUCUAAAAUUCAAGAAGGGGGAAAAAAGAAAAAAGAAAAAAAGAAAAGAAAGAAAGAAAGAAAAAAAACUAAGAAAAAACUCUUUUGAAGUUAAUACCUAGAUUUGAAGGCACCGAUUUUUGCUGAGCUAAUUUGAGUUUCAAAUUGCUGAUAAAAGUAUGAAAUGGUUGUAUUCCAACCAACAUGAGCAUAUUGUCUUAAAGGAUGAGUAACAUGAAUGACAUCUUUUCACUGCUUGCACAUUGAAAGCAUCUAUGUCGGCACCAAAUUCAGAUUUUAAGCAGUGAAUAGUACUUACUUUACUGUUCCCUAAUCUUGAUGGUAGCCUUGUCUGUAAAACCUUUUUGCAGAGUAGGAAGAUGUUACAGUUUCUAUAGUUGUGCAAAUUGAAGUUGCAAGUGAGUGCAGUUCUGGACAUUAUAAUGGUAGCCCUUAUUGUUCUAACUUUGAAAUGUAAGAAGUUAGGUGUUGUAAACUGAUUACAGGUGCUGCACAGAAUGGUUGAUAUUGUGUAGCAGUAAACCAUGUCGUUGCCAGUUAUUUUCAGGCUUG
Gryllus bimaculatus (two-spotted cricket) is the source of this 8210-nucleotide messenger RNA. Lineage: Eukaryota; Metazoa; Arthropoda; Insecta; Orthoptera; Gryllidae. The record is from the annotation of a GenBank genome assembly.